Molecule: messenger RNA, 1077 nt
Organism: Antrostomus carolinensis (chuck-will's-widow)
Lineage: Eukaryota; Metazoa; Chordata; Aves; Caprimulgiformes; Caprimulgidae
Product: lysosomal alpha-glucosidase
Exons: 9
Biological process (GO): carbohydrate metabolic process
Molecular function (GO): alpha-1,4-glucosidase activity
Source: RefSeq, a predicted model, not a curated record
AUGAAUACAUUAGCAAAAUACAACGAGUUUGGGGUAGCUGUUCCCAUGCACACUUUUGCCCUUCAGCAAAUAUAUGUCCGUCACCUCUUUCUCAUCAAAGUUAGGAUGCCUCCGGUUGUUUUGCGCUUGCUGCUGGCUAAGGAUGAAGAACCUGGCACUUACAGGCCUUAUGAUCUCGGAGAGGAAAUGGGAGUCUGGGUGAACAACUCCGAUGGUGUAACUCCUGCUGUUGGAAAGGUCUGGCCCCCCGGAGACUCGGUGUUUCCUGACUACACCAACCCCAAGACAGUGGAAUGGUGGACCCAGAUGUGUCUGGAGUUUAAGGAUGUCCUUGACUAUGAUGGGAUCUGGAUUGAUAUGAAUGAACCAUCUAAUUUCUUAAGAGGCCAGUAUCCUGGAUGUGCUGUUAAUGAUAUCAAUAACCCUCCUUACAUUCCUAGCAUUUCUGAUCGUUCCUUGGCACAAAAGACAUUGUGUCCUGACUCCAAAACUUACCUUGGAGAGCAUUAUAACACACACUCUCUCUUCGGCUGGUCACAGACAGCACCAACUUUCCAUGUUGUCCAGCAGGCAACUGGAAAGCGAGCGUUUGUCUUGAGUCGGUCUACAUUUGUUGGCAGUGGUAAACAUGGGGGUCACUGGCUGGGUGACAACUUCUCUCAAUGGAAGGACAUGCACUUGUCAGUCAUUGGAAUCCUAGAAUUCAACCUCUUUGGCAUCCCCUAUAUCGGCGCAGAUAUCUGUGGGUUUAACUAUAACACUACUUAUGAACUCUGCUUGCGCUGGAUGCAGCUUGGCUCUUUCUAUCCAUUUUCCAGAAACCACAAUGCAGAGGGAAAUCACGAACAAGACCCAGCGGUGUUUGGAGAAGAGUUUGCCAAGAUUUCCCGUGCUACGCUUCGGAUCAGAUACUCACUGCUGCCAUACUUAUACACCUUGUUCUUUGAGUCUCAUGUUCAUGGAAACACGGUGGUACGGUCCCUGAUGCACGAAUUUACCUCUGAUCAGCAGACUCACGGAAUAGAUACUGCCUUCCUUUGGGGACCUGCUUUUAUGAUUGCUCCUGUUCUUCAAGAG